CAUCCUGGGCACGCUUGUGAUCACGCUCGGACUGUUUCGUUCCAUAGACCAGCUGGGGCUGCUGUCAAAGGUGCAGUGGAUCCGUAAGCACGAGAAUUUCAUGAAUUUCACGUGGAUUCUUCACACGGAAAUGUUUUAUUGUGCUUCUCUAUCCAUUUGCGAGGAACUCACCUAAUACGAGGUUGUGUGGUUCUGAUUUAUUCUUGAUUCCGCAACAACUUUAAUCGACUGACACCAUGCCUGUUCUCACUGGUGCACCCAGUCUUAUUAUUGCUUCCCGAGUUCAAGUGUAUCAUUCCUGCUCGGUGGAUUUAACAUGGCAACGAGCGAUUCAUUCAUGCCAAAGAUGUCCUCGAGCGGUACUGGUCGCAAAUAGUGCCGUAACUAUGGCGCCGGUCACUCAGUCAAAUGUGGAACGGACUCAUUCACGUUUCUGUCCUGCUGGGGUACAUAUGAGUACCUGUGUACCAGCCGCCGAGCUGUUUACUUCAACGGCAAAGCAAUCAGCUUCAAAACCACAACAAUCUAACUUUGGCCCACAGAAGGGCGUGCUCAGUCCUAGUGGCCUUAAUCUUGCCCCUUCCGUUUGGGGUCCACCAAACCUGCCAGCUCCAGCUGCCAGCCCACACCAUCCUGUACAUGCUGCACACUUAGCGCGGGCCUCCUGCCCUUCAACCGCCUCCCCUGCUGCGAAUCAUACAACAACUGGCUCUUCCGUGCCUAACCUUGUUUCAACUCAACGCGACAAGGUAAUCGUCCCCAAAACCCCAGAUGCCAAAGUUAGCAUCGACUCUCCAUCUCCUAGUGAGACUGUGUCGGCGCCAACGGAGAAGCCGGAGCUGCCAGUUAUCCCGGAAACUGUUGUGACGCCAUCCAUUGUGAUUGUCCGUGAACCACAAAAGCCGGUAGUUCAAAAUCAUGCUCCCGAUAUCCAGCACUCAGAUGUUAAUUUGAACAAGAGUGCUACUACUCCAGACAGAAAAGGGGUUGACUCAAAUCAUGUGGGUCUUUCUGAUUCCACCACGCCAUCUUCCCCGAUAUCAGAAUCCGAGGGUGCGGCUGAUUUUCGGCCUGCAAAUGAGGCCUCUGCAAAGAAGACCAAAAAGGAAGAUUCCAGUCCAUCAGUCGCGAAGCCGAAGGCAACUUCCUCACCCGAUACUACGCCCCUGGGCCAGAAUCUGAUCCCAACCCAACUAGCAGUCAAAACUGUCGAGGACGAUGUAGACAAUGUUAAGGCAAAUAAAACUUCUACUCGCUCAAUCGAUCGAAACGGAUCGAAGCCGUCAGAUACACCAAAGUCAGUUGUUGUUGGUGUUCAACCAACCCAAAAGAGUGCCGGUACAACUCCAGAUUCAUCCAAGGAUACUCGGGAAUCACACAAAUUCCAAUCAGAAACCACGGUGAACGGAACCGUGAAGACCGGCGGUGGUGGUGUUGGCGAUAUUAGCACAUCCCCCAGCAAACCUAAUAGAGUAUGUAUUGAGCAAACUCGUCUUGGUUCGGGAGAGAUGCCCGUUUCACCAUCACCAAAGCCAUCUGCUCCAAGCCCGCUCCGAUCACCGCAAAAAUCAACUAGAGUUCCGUUCCAUUAUCCGCUUGGAACAACGCGGUUGUCAAAGGACGAUAUCCAGGUGGAGUUGGAACGCGCCAGCCGUGAACUUAAUCGGAUCGUGGAAGGACUACCUCAGGAAUGCAAAAAGUCACCCGAUCCGCUCAUUCCUCAUGCCAGUUUUGGUCAGGUGGCCAAGGCGUUGAAUUGUCCACUGUACUGGAAGUACUUAGUCUACUCGGCUAGUGGUGGAACCACACAACACCAGCCAGUCGCACUGUCCGACGUGCUGAAAAUGUGGAACCAAGUGUUGAACAGUUGUCCGGACGAGGCAGCCCGAUUUGUACACAUGCUAACCAACGGCCGAUCACACUAUCUGGUCCAUUCCGAUUUCAGUCCACUCAUACAGGACAUCCUCGAAAGUCACCCGGGGCUAGCUUUUCUACAGGAAGCUAAAGAUUUUCAUUCUCGCUACGUAGCUACCGUGAUUGCCCGAAUACUGUUCUGCGUGAAUUCCUCGUGGUCUGGGCGCAUCUCGUUGACCGAGUUGCGAAAAAGCAAUUUCCUGUCUGCUUUGGCUAGUCUAGAACAACAGGAUGAUAUCAAUUUGGUCACGCAGUACUUUUCCUACGAACAUUUCUAUGUGAUCUAUUGCAAAUUCUGGGAGCUGGAUGAGGAUCAUGAUUUGAUCAUCAGUCGAUCAGAUUUAGCUAGACACAAUAACUAUGCCAUUUCCGACCGAAUGAUAGAACGGAUUUUCAGUGGAACUGUAACAAGGGGGAGUGCCUUCAAGGAGGGAGUUAUGACCUAUCCUGACUUUGUCUGGUUUCUUCUGGCCGAAGAAGAUAAACGACAUCCUCGGAGUAUCGAAUAUUGGUUCCGUUGUAUGGAUUUGGAUGGCGACGGCUUGCUGUCCAUGUACGAAUUGGAAUACUUCUAUUCCGAACAGGUGGCGCGCAUGGAAGAGAUGGGGAUCGAACCGAUCGCCUUUGAGGACUGUCUUUGUCAGUGCCUGGACAUGGUCAACCCUGCUCUGGGUGAUAAGAUCCGUUUGUCCGACCUGAAGCAGUGCCGACUGUGUCACAUAUUUUUUGACACCUUUUUCAAUUUACCCAAGUACCUGCAGCACGAACAACGCGAUCCAUUCGCCAACCUAAGGGAUAUGGAGGAAGGUCUGAAUGAACUCUCCGAUUGGGAUCGUUAUGCUGCUGAGGCCUACGAAAUGUUGGUGAACAUUGAGGGGCCCAACCAAGAAGAUGGUGUGGACGAGGAUGAGGCAAUGGAUGACGAUCUGGAGGAAGAUGGUGAAGCCGGAGGGUCACCUCCCCCGACACUAGUCGUAAAACCUGAUGUCAGUUCAUAUGCGAAAGAAUCGGCUGUUAAUGCUGCUACAGUUAACAACGAGAACAAUAACAAACCGGAUAGCAAUUGUACGGAGAAUGCGCCGGUGGGACUGACCACGGGAACCGGAGAGUGAAACUACUGAUGUGAGCAACUCUCCAGAAUCCGGAAGAAAGAACAAACGCCGGCGUGGUGGUCUGGUCAACGGCAGUAACUAGGCGGAACAGUCCCAUGUUAUCCCAUUUAGUGAAUCUGCUGGGCCAAACAACCAUCUGCACACAUUCACUUACUACCGGUGUUCAAAUGAUCAGGCUGAAGGAUUACCAUCGACGCGUGAAUUGUUAGGAAAGAUCCGUCUGCAGGGUCUUCCAGCUCCAUACCUUCCGACGCACGGCUUCACCGUAUUCUUUCUCUACACAACACAACACCACAUUUAUUUAUUGCUUUGGAUUUUGCCCAGAAGUGUACAGUGAUCAAAUGUUUUCCCCUUUUCAUUCAUUCUACUGGCGGUCAACAAUUGCCUCAGUUAUCCCAACCAGGCUUGUGGCUAUCCCCUCAGAAUAUCAAAUUGCCAUUUCUCCCCUACUGCGAUCUUGAACGGCUUUGUUUUUCUUGGCUGCAAUAUUCUUCUGUGAUAUCCCUCCUCAAACAGGAACCAGCAACAUAGGCUCAUUUCACAGCUCCCAUACACAUACAUAUGGUCAGCGAGUCUUCCAUAACAACAGUCCUCUCAGCUCGUACUGUUUCAGCUUCUUGGGACGCAUUUUCCUGUGAUUUACGUUCCAGCCUUCAGUGCAAGUUUAGACAGGUCCUCCAGAAGCAUCCCUAUUGGACAACGACUGUCCACUUCCCAUGUACAGUUCUCAAGAGCGUUUUAUGUGGUACAGCUGGCCCCGCAUUCGAUGGGGGUUUUCCAUGACAGACAACCAUCUUGGUCUCCUUUUUAAUUUUCAUCGGGAGGAUGGUCGCCCGUACGCAUAUUCAUUCUUCACCUCGAUACCGUGAUGCUUCCGCGGUAUUCAUCCGCUUCAACCCCCUUUACACAGUCUCUUGUGCCGUCCGGACGCUGCGUUGUUAGUGGACUACGAAACCAAGACGUAGCUGAUUACGCGGAGACUUUCUGUUCGUAAUGUGUGGUUCCGAGUCAUUCGCCCAGUGGAGUCUUUAUUUUCACGUAGGCAAGUCUUGUGUGUACGGCUCGUGUAAACACGUGUUUAUGUAUCUUUUGGUCAUAUCAAUCGGGUGGGCAAUGUCCUUGCCCCCUUAAAAACAUAUGUAUGUAUUACCACUAUCCAAGAAGCAUUCGAACGGAGAUAUAUCUCAU
Messenger RNA from Opisthorchis viverrini, 4214 nucleotides. RefSeq lists its product as hypothetical. NCBI's taxonomy places the organism in Eukaryota, Metazoa, Platyhelminthes, Trematoda, Opisthorchiida, Opisthorchiidae. Gene Ontology annotation, molecular function: calcium ion binding; protein phosphatase regulator activity. The record is from RefSeq and is a predicted model, not a curated record. Gene Ontology annotation, biological process: protein dephosphorylation. Gene Ontology annotation, cellular component: protein phosphatase type 2A complex. The coding region runs from base 237 to 3026 and encodes 929 amino acids. The transcript is spliced from 10 exons.